Messenger RNA from Cornus florida, 848 nucleotides. RefSeq names its product large ribosomal subunit protein eL28y-like. Lineage: Eukaryota; Viridiplantae; Streptophyta; Magnoliopsida; Cornales; Cornaceae. The coding region runs from base 142 to 594 and encodes 150 amino acids. Gene Ontology annotation, biological process: translation. Gene Ontology annotation, cellular component: cytosolic large ribosomal subunit; ribosome. Gene Ontology annotation, molecular function: structural constituent of ribosome. The record is from RefSeq and is a predicted model, not a curated record. The transcript is spliced from 4 exons.
UUUUAGCCAGGCUGCGCUCAGCAUCUAGGGUUUCACUUUCAAUACCGGUAUAUAUAUCGCAAUUAAAGGUUAUAGCUAUCUGAAUUCCGUUUACGGGGCCGAAGAAGUAAACCCUUGGGAUCUCUCGUGUAGAGGCGUGAAAUGGCGGCAGUUCCAGGGCAGCUGAUAUGGGAGAUAGUGAAGAAGAACAGUUCGUUUCUUGUGAAGGAGUUCGGUAAUGGAACUGCGAGUGUGCAGUUCAGCAGAGAGAGCAACAAUCUCUACAAUCUAAACUCCUACAAGCACUCUGGAUUAGCAAACAAGAAAACUGUAUCCAUCCAACCAGGAGGCAAAGAUCAAUCUGUGGUGCUUGCGACUACCAAGACCAAGAAACAAAGCAAACCUGCGGCUUUGCUUCACAAGUGUGUCAUGAAGAAGGAGUUCAAUCGCAUGGCUAAGGCAGUUUCCAACCAGGUGGCAGAUAAUUAUUACAGGCCAGAUCUGAAGAAGGCAGCCCUUGCAAGGUUGAGCGUGGUGAACAGGAGCCUUAAGGUUACCAAGUCCGGUGUCAAGAAGAGGAACAGGCAGGCCAGUAGGAUCCAUGGUAGGAAAUGAAGUAGGGAGUGAUGUUUUUCAUGCUGUGCUUCUUUUCCCAUCUUUUUUGGACAACCAAAAGUUUUUGUUCUUAUUGAAGACUUUUAUUUUUGUCUUUUAUUGGGUUGCAUAAUAUCUGGUUUUAAACCUGGGUUGCAUAAUAUCUGGUUUUAAACCAAAGAGAUAUAACAGUAUGGUUUUUUGCACACUUCCUUUUUGCAUUAAUAUGUAGUGAGUAUUUGAAUUUAAUGUCAUAAAUAUAAUUAAUUUUGGUA